AAAGCUGCUCGACAGUCGGCUGCUUCUGUCUGGGUUUAAACUGCAGCUACAACUCGUGGUUUCCGGUAAAGGUCGACUCUCCGGUCCUCGUGUCGUUCAGUUUAAAGUCUGUAACCGUGAAAUGAUGAACAGCGACUCCGUGAAACUGUCAAAAAACCUGCUGCGCAUGAAGUUCAUGCAGCGAGGUCUGGACGCUGAGACGAAGAAGCAGCUGGAAGAAGAUGAGAAGAGAAUCAUCAGUGAUGAACAUUGGUACCUGGACCUGCCUGAGUUAAAGACUAAAGAAAACCUGAUCAUCGAGGAGAAGAGCUUUGUUCCCUGCGAGGAGCUGAAGUACGGUCGCAUCUCCUUCAAAGGUUUUAAUCCAGAAGUUGAGAAACUGAUGCUCCUGAUGAAUCCAAAAGAUGAGACAGAGAAAGAAGAAGAAGAUCUGAGGCGGAUGCAAACAGACGUGACAGAUGAAGAGAUGGCUCUGAGGUACGAGAAUUUAGUCGGCAGCAUGAAGAAGAAGUUUGCCAAGAAGCGAGAGCGAGCGGCAACAGAGAAAGAAGAUGUGAACCAGAACGUUGUUGAAAUGAACACGAAGAGAGCGUUUCUAAAGCCUCAGGACUGAAGAGAGUGUGUGUGUGUGGCCAGUGUGCGGCUCACAGACCUUUGUGUCAAACUGGACAUCUCCUCUGACCUGAGGAGGAAGAUCUGGACGUGUUUCGAGUUCUCGAUGGUUCACCGCAACGAGCUGAUGAAGGACCGCCACCUCGACCAGCUGCUCGUGUGUGUGUGUGUGUGUGUGUGUGUGUGUGUGUGUGUGUGUGUGUGUGUGUGUGUGUGUGUGUGUGUG
Labrus bergylta (ballan wrasse) is the source of this 838-nucleotide messenger RNA. RefSeq names its product M-phase phosphoprotein 6 (gene mphosph6). Lineage: Eukaryota; Metazoa; Chordata; Actinopteri; Labriformes; Labridae. The record is from RefSeq and is a predicted model, not a curated record. Gene Ontology annotation, biological process: maturation of 5.8S rRNA.